Molecule: messenger RNA, 1037 nt
Organism: Dipodomys spectabilis (banner-tailed kangaroo rat)
Lineage: Eukaryota; Metazoa; Chordata; Mammalia; Rodentia; Heteromyidae
Gene: Myl9
Product: myosin light chain 9
Exons: 4
Coding region: 104-622 (172 amino acids)
Biological process (GO): myofibril assembly; platelet aggregation
Cellular component (GO): cytoplasm; stress fiber; myofibril
Molecular function (GO): calcium ion binding
Source: RefSeq, a predicted model, not a curated record
CCGACGCCGGGACCCCCGAGCCGGAGCGCGCCGGCCGCCAGCCAGACUCGGCGCGCCCAGAGCCUCUUCUCCGCACAGGGAAGCCCCCACACCCGAAGCCAAGAUGUCCAGCAAGCGGGCCAAGGCCAAGACCACCAAGAAGCGGCCACAGCGGGCCACAUCCAAUGUGUUCGCCAUGUUUGACCAGUCCCAGAUCCAGGAGUUUAAGGAGGCUUUCAACAUGAUCGACCAGAACCGCGAUGGCUUCAUUGACAAGGAGGACCUGCAUGACAUGCUGGCUUCCCUGGGGAAGAACCCCACGGACGAGUACCUGGAGGGCAUGAUGAGCGAGGCGCCGGGCCCGAUCAACUUCACCAUGUUCCUCACCAUGUUUGGGGAGAAGCUGAACGGCACAGACCCCGAGGACGUGAUCCGCAACGCCUUCGCCUGCUUCGACGAGGAGGCCUCAGGCUUCAUCCAUGAGGACCACCUCCGGGAGCUGCUGACCACCAUGGGUGACCGCUUCACAGACGAGGAGGUGGACGAGAUGUAUCGUGAGGCCCCCAUCGACAAGAAAGGCAACUUCAACUAUGUGGAGUUCACGCGCAUCCUCAAGCAUGGAGCCAAGGACAAGGACGAUUAGGCCACCCCUUGCCUGGCCCCGCCCCUCCCCCCCCCCCCCCCCCGCCACCCUCCCCCACACACACACUGAGGACCAAGGGGCCUGGCCUGGCUCCUGCUAGAGAGCACACAGUCAGGCGGAGACUGGGCCCCAGACCCCAGAAGGGAGCCUCACACCCCCGCCCGGCCCAUCGCCUGGAGCUGAGCCAAGGGAAGCACUGGGAGGCGCUAAGGGCCUCCAGAGAGGCCGCCUCAGACUCACGAGGCCGGACCCGGGGCCUGGCACCGGAUGCCAUGCCAUUCCCCACGGGCUCCCCCAACACGCUCACUGCGGCCCCUCAGGGCGCAGCAGCCGCUCCCCUGCGCUGUCCUGCGCAGAGCAUGCGGGGGAGGGGGCACUGAGGGGGCUUGUUUGAAAUACACAGCUGAGCACCGCC